Aspergillus calidoustus is the source of this 1545-nucleotide messenger RNA. The record is from the annotation of a GenBank genome assembly. NCBI's taxonomy places the organism in Eukaryota, Fungi, Ascomycota, Eurotiomycetes, Eurotiales, Aspergillaceae.
AUGUCGAACCUUAGCAGUCCCGUCGACGGGCCGAAGCUUCCGUACCGCUCGAACACCCUGAGAACUGUCAGUACUGGCACGGAGCGCCGGGCUUCAAUGAGUGAGGAUGAGGCUAUCCCGGGCUCCGACAGCAAUGAGACCACCAACCUCCUGAUCGAACGAUUGCGCGCUUGGAAGCAUAUGUGCGGAUACCUCGAGGACUAUGUGGCUGUCACAGCGAAAGUGCAGAAGGGCAUGUCGAAGGAUUUCGAGAAGGUCUUGAAGACGGUGAAUGAGCCGCUCAAAGAGGGACACCAUUUCUCUCAGAGUGCCGGAGGUGUCUAUUCGUUCUUUGAGAAUAUUCGUGCUAAUACUCAAGGCAUGAUCAACCUGUACGCCGAUGGCGAGAGGAACCUCAAGACCUCCGUGCUCCCCACGUUGGAGAAGCUACACAAGGAACUCAAGGCAAAGUCGAAGGAGCUACAGACUGGUGCUUCCAAGGGCGCAAAGGCUGUCGAGAAAGCUCGGAAUCUGACACAGAAACACAUCGAGCUCCUUGGCCAGAAGACGUCAGCGUUGGAUUCUGCUGCCGGGAAUAGACUCGAAACCGCUCAUGAUCCGUACCUUGUUCGUCGCGGCAUCAUCCAUCGCCUCAAUAAGCAAGUCAUCGAGGAGAAUAAUAACCGGCAAGAAAUUAUUGCCGUGCAGAACAACUUCCAGCAGUUUGAGGCGCAUGUCCUUCAGGUCGUUCAGGCCGCAAUGGACCAACUUGUUGUAUUCAUGGGCGGGCAGUCGGAUCGUCAAAAGGCCAUGUACACCGAUAUUCUCGGCACGUUGCAGCGCAUUCCUCCCGAGUUCGAGUGGGUGAACUUUAUUACCAGGAACGACUCAACUCUCGUCGACCCUGAUGCGCCACCAAGAACCCUCGCGAACAUCACUUUCGCCAACCAAGACCACCGCACCACGCAGCCUCUGAUCCAGGGGACUCUCCAGCGGAAAUCGCGUGUCCUGGUCAAGGGCUUCACCAGCUUCUUCUACGUUGUCACACACGCCAGAUAUCUCCACGAAUUCAAAGACAACGACGACUUCCACAAGGAUCCCGCUCCCGAGCUGUCGUUGUACCUACCAGACUGCCACGUUGUCUCCAUCGACGAAGUCAAGAACACCUUUACGAUUAAGGGUAAGGACGUGUCAAGUAACGUCGUCGGGAACGCUUUCCACACGAACACCGAGUUCGUCUUCAAGGCCGGCUCCGCAGCCGAUGCCAAGGAAUGGCUGAAGGUUAUCAAGGAGGCUGCCCACACUCCUAUCGCCACAACUACUGCCGCAGCUGCUGCCUCAAACCUGACAUCACCCAUCACCUCCCCAGUUAGCCCGGCCCCAUCUGCCACCGGCGCUGCUCAACCACCCGCCUACCCCGAGAAGGAGACCGCCGCGCAAAGCCCCGUCUCCCCGGCUGCAGUCAGCCGGACAAACACCACCACAACGACAGGCGGCGUUGCGGAGAAGGUCCCCUCUCCAGUCUCCGAGAAGACGGAGCAGACCGCCGUAGCUGAGAAAUCGUGA